AUGUCUCCAUAUCUUUCAUCCGACAGUAGCCAUGCUGAAAUUCAUCAUUCCAAUCCUUUAUCGUCAGCUGUUUCUAUGCCUUCUGCUCCAUCUUCCUUUGGGGAUGCCUUGAUGAACUUUCAGCAUCACAGCUUCAGUAAUUUUUCAGAUCCUGCCUGUGCUACAAGUCUUCCUGAUUCAGGGCUUGGCUCAAAUCUAUUGCAUGGCUUGAAAGAGUAUACUGCUGUUGGUUCCUUUCCUCCUGGCCAAGGUCCAUGCUCAGGCCAAACUGGAGUUGGUAAGUAUGAUAAGAGUAGUGUGAAUCCUGAUAUGAUGAAUUCAUCAAAAGGGCCUCUGAAGAACGAGCCACUUCUUCCCUUUAUUGAGAAGGAGGAGAUAAUGGAGUUGCCUGCCAAUUUGGAGGUUCUUGUUGAUAAACUUGUGGCUUUUAAAGAUGUGGAGCAAACCUGCUUUUCAGAAUCUAUUGCAUUGCUUCAGCUUGGAGACAUUGCAGACAGAUCAUAUGGAGCAUUGCAUGUCCUAUUAGCCUUUAACCCGAUUUCCAACAACUGUGGUAUGCUCCACUAUACAUCUGGUGGCCAGUUUAAAAUUCCAGUAGUUAUUCGUGGACCCGGUGGAGUUUGUCGGCAACUCGGGGCUGAGCAUUCCCAACGUCUUGAGUCAUAUUUUCAAUCAAUCCCUGGAAUCCAAAUGGUGGCAUGCUCGACCACAUAUAAUGCGAAGGGCUUGAUGAAAGCUGCAAUUCGAAGUGACAACCCGGUGAUACUUUUCGAGCAUGUUUUGCUUUACAACCUCAAGGAAAGAAUUCCAGAUGAAGAAUAUAUAUGUUCUCUAUCGAAAGCUGAGAUGGUUAGGCCUGGGGAGCCUGUCGCUAUUUUAACCUACUCCCGGAUGAGGUAUCAUGUAAUGCAGGCAGCUAAAACUUUGGUUAAUAAGGGUUAUGAUCCUGAAGUAAUUGAUAUCAGAUCACUGAAAUCUUUUGAUCUCUACACGAUUGGGAAUUCAGUGAAAAAGACGCAUCGAGUGCUGAUAGUAGAAGAGUGCAUGCGGACUGGAGGGAUUGGUGCUAGCUUGACGGCUGCUAUUACUGAGAAUUUCCAUGAUUAUUUGGAUGCCCCGAUUGUAUGUCUGUCUUCGCAGGAUGUGCCAACGCCAUAUGCAGGGACCUUGGAGGAAUGGACCGUGGUUCAGCCACCCCAAAUUAAGGGUGUGCAUCCGGACCGGAUUUUUUUCCGGUUCGGUUAA
This is a messenger RNA of Juglans microcarpa x Juglans regia, 1245 nucleotides long. Its product is annotated as pyruvate dehydrogenase E1 component subunit beta-3, chloroplastic-like. Gene Ontology annotation, molecular function: pyruvate dehydrogenase (acetyl-transferring) activity. The record is from RefSeq and is a predicted model, not a curated record. Gene Ontology annotation, biological process: pyruvate decarboxylation to acetyl-CoA. NCBI's taxonomy places the organism in Eukaryota, Viridiplantae, Streptophyta, Magnoliopsida, Fagales, Juglandaceae.